Messenger RNA from Alternaria incomplexa, 1818 nucleotides. RefSeq lists its product as uncharacterized. The transcript is spliced from 5 exons. The record is from RefSeq and is a predicted model, not a curated record. Gene Ontology annotation, biological process: DNA-templated transcription. NCBI's taxonomy places the organism in Eukaryota, Fungi, Ascomycota, Dothideomycetes, Pleosporales, Pleosporaceae. Bases 1 to 1818 code for a protein of 605 amino acids. Gene Ontology annotation, cellular component: nucleus. Gene Ontology annotation, molecular function: zinc ion binding; DNA binding.
AUGCAAUCGCUGAAAGACAAGCCGCAAUUUCUGUCGCAGGAUGGCGAGCAAGAAGAGCUCGAAGAUGGGCUGAAAGCGUGGGGGUACAUGCCUGGUCAUGUGCACUACAAGGUAGGCGGAGUGGAAGAGAACGGUCCCCGAAAAGACUCACCGACAGAAAGCUCCGUUACGACGGAUGUUCUCGAGAAAGUCCUUUCAGCCGUUCCGCCAAGAUCAAUAACGGAUGCAUUUGUUAACCACUUCCUCAAUGUCGUCAACUACCGCUACACUGCAAUAUACGGGCCAACAUUAGCCGAGCAGUAUGUCCAAUGGUGGGCAGAUCGCGGUGCCGGCAAGCAACUUUCUCCAGAGUUCACCUGCCUGCUCCUGAGGAUAUGCGCCUACUCAGUGCAGUACCUCACACCCGCGCUCCGCAAGAUGAUUGAGUUUGAGUUGGCUUGCAACUGCCAGACUCUGACGGACCGGUUCUCCGACGCAGCAGAAGAGCUAAGCCGGAGUUUUGGAGCAGCGAGAACAAGCGUUGAGCGCGUGCAAGAGCUGUUUUUGAAGUGCGUUUGGUUGAAGGCCGAGUCCAAGAUCGUGGAGUCGUGGCAUGCGCUUUCGCGCACGAUUCGGGAAGCGCAAGAGCUGGGCAUCGAUAAGGACGGAGGUAUCGAAGGCCUGUGUGAAUUCGAUAUAGAGAUCAGAAGACGUCUCUGGACGUUGCUGUACAUCUGGGAUUGGCAAAUGUCAGCAUGGCUCGGCCGUCCAAACCUCAUCGAUCAAAAGAAUCUCGACUUCAAGUUCCCCAAUCUACGGCUCGACAAGUCGACCACGGAGCCAAACCUACUAUCACCCUUCGCACACAUUGCCCUUCAAGCAACCCUCGGCCGUAGGAUCGCCGCUACCAUGGGGAAUGCCCAAUCUGAACACGCCCUCUCGGACGAGCAGGUCUUGGCAAUAGAAGCGGAAUGCGAAAAGUUCAUCGAGGAGCUACCCCCGAUUUUCCGCUUCACAGACCCCGACACAUCGUUCGAUGAGUCCCAUCCCUUCUUCGUGUUCCAACGCUGUCAGCUACAUUGCGUCAUCUUCGUGACGAUGCUGAACUUCUUCAAACCCUACCUGACCCGAGAACGGCGAGACGCGAUAGCCGACCAAGACGACGAGUUCCGGAAGAAAGGCGUCGACAUCGCGUUGCGUCUACUGAAAGUGGCACGUCAGCUCUUCGACCACGAGUUCCCCAUCAACGCGAAGUUCCACAUGGUGGUGUUCGCGAUCUUUGACACGGCGACCUUACUCUGCUCGGCUAUUAUCCACGACCGCGAACAUCUCCUACCUCAUCGCGAGGAAAUUUUCGAUGCAAUCGAAAGCUCGCUAGAUAUGCUGCAUCAACUCAGUGGGACGACGAAACUAGGCGCUACAUCGUACAACUUCCUCUUCAAGCUCGUGCAGGCCACACCAGAGCUCUCGCGGUACUCAUCGGCUAGCAAGCGACAACGACAGACUUCUUCCUCGGUACCCACGACGACACCGCCGGUGCCGGCGCACGAGCCUGCGCCUGUAGCGGUGAUGCCACCGGUGAAGAACACAGCGCCACCGGAGCCGACUGCUGCGCCGAUGGUUUCCAGUGCUGCUGAUCUUCCGUCGAUGACCAUCUCGGAUGAGCUGUCCUUCGACAUCGAUCAGUUUCUCGCUCAAAAUCCCUUUGGCACGGUCGGCGAUCCAGCUGCAGUCGAUAUGGGUGGCAUGGAGCAGAUCUGGGACUGGCAGGAUCUGCAUAUAGAUGUUUACGCGCAGGGAGAGCCGGAUGGCUGGAACGCUACUGGUAAUGGCUCUUGA